Molecule: messenger RNA, 624 nt
Organism: Purpureocillium takamizusanense
Lineage: Eukaryota; Fungi; Ascomycota; Sordariomycetes; Hypocreales; Ophiocordycipitaceae
Exons: 3
Coding region: 87-278 (63 amino acids)
Source: RefSeq, a predicted model, not a curated record
GUCUUCUCGAGCACAGUCUUGAAGCCGUCUCUCAUGUCCUCUCGGAUCCUGCUCGCGAGACGUUUUUGGUGCUUAAUCUCGCAGCCAUGAGUGGAUUUCAAAAGGCGCUGCCCAUCGCCCUCGCCGCCUUCUGCGGCGUCAUCGGCGGAGUCUACACAUUUCAGCCAAUCCUCGCGCCAAAGGACCCGAUAGUUGAGGGCCGAGAAAAGACGGUCCCAGCGACGCAACAGACAAAGCCCGCGGCCGAUCCGACCGCCGCGCCCACGCCGAGCAAAUGAUGUCCCGCGGCCAGCAACUCAACGCCGGCAAUCCGAUUGAUUGACAAGAACCGCCCACAAAUCGCCAUCUAAUUUAAUUUGAUUCGAUUCACUGGAAGCUACAUUUGAGCUGUUCAUUGUCACCCAGGUUCCCCAAGCUUGGCAUAAUAGACAUCUCAUAUACAUCGGCCUCGGAACGCGAGCGCACGGCGAGUGGCUUCAUAUAAACGGCGCGUCCAAGCCCCAGAAGAGCCUGUCCCAGUCUAUGUUGUCCAGGUCCAUCCUACCUUGAAGUUGCUGCCACUGCUGUUCCAGAUACGCAGUCUCCGAGUCUGGAUUCGCCGGCUGUGGGAGCAACCCAUUCCUG